AUGAACAAUAGGUGUGGGCGCUUCCAUGGCAAUUGCCUCCCUCCUGAAGACAAACAAGCGAUCGCAAAGUUUGGCUUUGUUUGCUUGGCCUUGUUCUCGAUCAAAAUAAAAUCGGCUCGUUCAUUUCCUGACUUGACGUCCUUCUCUUUCCUCCCGAUCAUGGCUGAAUCGCAGCAAGUUCAUCAUCGCAACGAUUCUAUCGAAUCGAAUGCGACUAUCAAAAGCAUCCAGUCGGCGGGAUCUGUUUCUUCCACUCUCUCGACGGCCUCGACGGCCAGCGUGUCUCUUGGCGUCUACGAGGAGCUCAAACCCGACAUCGAACGCCUUCAACGCACCGUUACAGAGAAGGGUCUUGAGAGAUAUCUUCCCAAAGCUGAACUUCUCGUCUCCUCCCUCUCGUCUAGCGACUUUAACGAGACCGAUUUCUGCGGGUCAAAACUGAAACUCGAUGGAGUCCUCAAAGGGAUGCUUGAGCAUGCUGUGGGCGUCGAUGGCAAGAAAUACGUUCUCGCUGCUAUUCUUUCCUGUGAAUCGCAGGCACAAGGACUGACCGACGACGAGAAACGUCUCGAUUCAAUGAAGCGGCUGAAGGCGGUGGCAGAGACGUGGACGUUCUAUGUGCUGUUUAUUUUCAAAGCCGGUCCCGGUAGCCACAGAAAGCAGCCAUAUCGUACACCAUCCGUCGUUGUGACGCCGACGCUUGAUACAACCGCGGCGUCGCUCCAGAAAGGAUUGAAGCCGUCGAGGACGAUGUCUCGAGACGAUGUUCUGAGGCGAGACGGGUAUCAAUGUGUGAUAACAGGUUGGUUGGACAAGGAACACCUGCACGACCGUGACCUCCCAGCAGCUCCCGUGGAGGCUUCACACAUACUCCGUCGAGCUGUUGCCACCUUCAAGGAUGGCACUGAUGCUUCUCGUGCAGCCGCUCUGACGUUCGAUAUUCUUCGGCACUUCACUGGACUCGGAGAGAAGGUCAUCCAAAAUCUCGAAGACCACGCCGACCAUGUCGCCAAUGGCUUAACACUCAAUCUUAUCGCACAUGCUGAGUGGGACGCGUACGCGUUCUGCUUGAAGGCCACCGACGUCGAACAUGAAUACAAGAUUCAUUAUUUCUCCGAUGUAACGAAAAAGACCAUAAGGACUAUGAGAGGCAACGUGCAGAUUGCGCCAGAUGAGCCCGUGCGGUUCCAAGAUCGCAGCGACGAGUUCCAACAGAAAAAGCGCAAGAAGCUCAACGACGAGGAUGGUGCUCAACCCUCAAGUUCUACGAGGUCUGGUUCCGGGCCACAAGGUUCGUCGCAGUACGAACUCCCCAGCAAAACGUUCAUCGCCAUUCAUGCUGCCGUCGCCGGCGUGCUGAACAUGAGUGGAGCCGGCAAGUUCUUCGACGAGCUCUUGUCCAAAUUUGACAAGGAUGACAAGAAGAACCCUCCCGCGCGUUGCUGGGAUGAUCUGGAGGUAAAGGCCCUCAACUCCCACUUGAGUGAGUCGGUCCAUGAAAUGUUCAUCAAUGCUUGA
Messenger RNA from Cyclocybe aegerita, 1518 nucleotides. The record is from the annotation of a GenBank genome assembly. Lineage: Eukaryota; Fungi; Basidiomycota; Agaricomycetes; Agaricales; Hemipholiotaceae.